Molecule: messenger RNA, 877 nt
Organism: Gaeumannomyces tritici R3-111a-1
Lineage: Eukaryota; Fungi; Ascomycota; Sordariomycetes; Magnaporthales; Magnaporthaceae
Exons: 3
Coding region: 201-617 (138 amino acids)
Source: RefSeq, a predicted model, not a curated record
GUUGCCUGGUAAACAGUGCUUAUUUUUGUGUCUGCAAAACGCGCCGGUUGUCCACUAUUCCUUUUUUGAUUUUUAUAUCUAGCAAAAAUAAACCAAAGAGCUCGCUCAACCCUCCACAACCAAAUCCCCAGCCCAACCCUCCACAACUCCAAGAUCUCGGACAGCAGUUCAAGCAGUGUGUGGCCAUAUCUAUCGCGAACAUGCCUCCCAUCGCACCUGCGAACCAGCCUGCCAAUGCACCUGCCGACAACAUAGCACAGCUACUGGACGACCUUCGGCACAACGUUCGCAACGACAUGGCACAGAUACUGGUCGACUUUCGGCACGACUUUCGGAACGACCUUAAGACGCGAGCAGAUGCCAGAGAUUUCAAUGCGAUCGCGCGUGGAUGGAACAGCACAGUCAACCGACCAGAGUGGGACCUGCAUCCUCUCAAGGACCGAAACACGAACGAGGAUAUUGAGGAGUUCCCAAGGACGGUGGGCGACAUCGACCGGAUGAACGCGCGUGACAUUGGUCGAGUCUUGCGUGCACUGGGUCAAUCUUGCCAGGGAGGAAUGCCUGAGAAGCGGAGGCGGCUCAAGAUUGCCAUCGGGAUUGUUUUGCAGGCAGCGUGAAUAGCUUCACAGCCCGAGGGAAGGCCGGAGUGGCUAACAAAAGGAGGGACAGGGAGGGGCAACACACGCAGCCCGCUUGGGUAAACUGGCUCUGCCAGUCUGUCGACAGAGCUACAGAGCCAGGCCACCCAAGUAAGGCAUAUCUAGUGUACGUACCUCGGGCCCAACCUUUUGUCCUAGAUAGAUAGCUUUGAUAGAUGCACUGGCAUCAGUCAACCUAAGUUAGCUUCCAAGUACCCCUUGGAGCAAGCAUCCAGACC